This is a messenger RNA of Haliotis rubra (blacklip abalone), 2647 nucleotides long. RefSeq names its product mucin-5AC-like. Bases 1 to 1557 code for a protein of 518 amino acids. Lineage: Eukaryota; Metazoa; Mollusca; Gastropoda; Lepetellida; Haliotidae. The transcript is spliced from 3 exons. The record is from RefSeq and is a predicted model, not a curated record.
AUGGCAUCAUCCCACACAUCAGCACGGAUCCAGAGAUGGCAUCAGCCCACACAUCAGCACGAGAUCUGGAGAUGGCAUCAUCCCACACAUCAGCACGGGAUCUGGAGAUGGCAUCAUCCCACACAUCAGCACGGGAUCCAGAGAUGGCAUCAUCCCACACAUCAGCACGGGAUCCAGAGAUGGCAUCAGCCCACACAUCAGCACCAGAUCCAGAGAUGGCAUCAGCCCACACAUCAGCACCAUAUCCGGAGAUGGCAUCAUCCCACACAUCAGCACCAGAUCUGGAAAUGGCAUCAUCCCACACAUCAGCACCAGAUCCGGGGAUGGCAUCAGCCCACACAUCAGCACCAGAUCCGGAGAUGGCAUCAUCCCACACAUCAGCAAGGGAUCCGGAGAUGGCAUCAUCCCACACAUCAGCACCAGAUCCGGGAUGGCAUCAUCCCACACAUCAGCACGGGAUCCGGAGAUGGCAUCAUCCCACACAUCAGCAAGGGAUCCGGAGAUGGCAUCAUCCCACACAUCAGCACCAGAUCUGGAAAUGGCAUCAUCCCACACAUCAGCACCAGAUCCGGGGAUGGCAUCAUCCCACACAUCAGCACCAGAUCCGGAGAUGGCAUCAUCCCACACAUCAGCACGGGAUCCGAGAUGGCAUCAUCCACACAUCAGCAAGGGAUCCGAGAUGGCAUCAUCCCCACAUCAGCACCAGAUCUGGAAAUGGCAUCAUCCACACAUCAGCACCAGAUCCGGGAUGGCAUCAGCCCACACAUCAGCACCAGAUCCGGAGAUGGCAUCAUCCCACACAUCAGCAAGGGAUCCGGAGAUGGCAUCAUCCCACACAUCAGCACCAGAUCCAGAGAUGGCAUCAUCCUACACAUCAGCACCAGAUCCGGAGAUGGCAUCAGCCCACACAUCAGCAAGGGAUCCGGAGAUGGCAUCAUCCCACACAUCAGCACCAGAUCCGGAGAUGGCAUCAUCCCACACAUCAGCACGGGAUCCGGAGAUGGCAUCAUCCCACACAUCAGCACGGGAUCCGGAGAUGGCAUCAUCCCACACAUCAGCACCAGAUCCGGAGAUGGCAUCAUCCCACACAUCAGCACGGAUCCGGAGAUGGCAUCAUCCCACACAUCAGCACCAGAUCCGGGGAUGGCGUCAGCCCACACAUCAGCACCAGAUCCGGAGAUGGCAUCAUCCCACACAUCAGCAAGGGAUCCGGAGAUGGCAUCAUCCCACACAUCAGCACCAGAUCCGGAGAUGGCAUCAUCCUACACAUCAGCACCAGAUCCGGAGAUGGCAUCAGCCCACACAUCAGCAAGGGAUCCGGAGAUGGCAUCAUCCCACACAUCAGCACCAGAUCUGGAGAUGGCAUCAUCCCACACAUCAGCACCAGAUCCGGAGAUGGCAUCAUCCCACACAUCAGCACCAGAUCCGGAGACGGCAUCAUCCCACACAUCAGCACCAUAUCCGGAGAUGGCAUCAUCCCACACAUCAGCACCAGAUCCGGAGAUGGCAGGACAGGAAUGUUGUGUUGCUGAAGAAAGUCCAUGCUGUGUCCAGUAGCAUUGGGUCGUGCAUUAUCCUGGUGCAGAAAGUGAUGACAGUAAUCAGCCGCCAUGUGGAGUGAUGACUGUUGCUCUCAGUUCCUCUGCUGUAGACGUUUGAGCUGUAACUCGACCACGACGGAUGUGCAAUGUCUCCUGCCAUGACUACAAAUCCCUCCCCAAAUCUUAAUGCUGCCAUCAUCCCAUCUCAAGUCAAGUGAUUUUCAGCAAAUGGUGGGUCACAUGAUCACACAGGGAUACACAUGCUUCUCGGUGUACAUCUCGUUUUUCUGUCAUAGUCAGAUUACUACAAGCACAGUUUGGAUUCAAUAUUCGUUUUGCAUAUUCCAUGAUCAACGAUAAUAAGGUGAUGCGUUUCUAAUGGAUUUGAGUAUAUAAAAUGACAAUUUCUUCAGUUAUUUAUGUGUAAUUAUUUUAACAUGUUGAAAUAACUUUUAUAUAAAAUAAUGUUUAUUACAUAUAUGUGUAAUAUGUAUGAAAACCUAUGCACUGGCAAAGACUAACCGACAUGGAGCAUGUAUGAGCUAAUUAUCCUUGUGCAGAAUGUGAAGACAUUGAUCUGCCCCCAAGUCUCAGUACCUCUGCUGUACACAUUUGAGCUGUAACUCGACCACCAGGACAGAUGUUUAGAGGUGUCCUGCCAUGACUUCUAAUCCCUCCCCAAAUCUUAAUGCUGCCACCAUCCCAUCAGUUCACCUGCUGAACGCAACAAUCAACAAUUGCACAUUCCAUGAUUAAUGGCAAUAGGAUGUUGAAUUACAGAAUAUCAAAUGACGAUGUGAUACAAUUUUGUUGAAUUUCUUCAGUUAUUACAUGUGUUAUUAUUUUUAACUUGUUGAAAAUAUUUUUAUAUAAAAUGAUGGUUUUUGCCAUAUAUUUGUGAUAUGUAUGAAACCUUGCACUGAGCAUGUAUGAGCUCUCUGUGGUAUGUUUUUUAGACUUAUUUUGUAAUCAUUAACAUUUUACUUUUUUACACCUUUACUCAUUAUGACGUACAUUUGUCUAUAAAAAUCAUUUUUAUCCUCUGCUUAUACAAAGAAAGACUUUGUCCUUUGUUCUAGUUCACUUAAUUAAAGAGCAUUGCACAU